Lachancea dasiensis is the source of this 1071-nucleotide messenger RNA. Lineage: Eukaryota; Fungi; Ascomycota; Saccharomycetes; Saccharomycetales; Saccharomycetaceae. The record is from the annotation of a GenBank genome assembly.
AUGCCUCGUAGCUUUAAGAUCAGUGUUCCGGCCUCCUCCGCUAAUAUUGGACCCGGCUACGAUGUUCUAGGUGUUGGAUUGGGCCUAUAUUUGACGCUCGACGUUGAAAUAAAUGCGAAGAAUGCGAGUGCAACAAACAAUGACCCCAACAACUGCGGAAUUUCCUAUUCCGAGGACAGCGAGGGCUACAGCAGCGUGCCACUCAAAUCGGAUGAAAAUUUGAUCACAAGGACAGCUCUGUAUGUCUUGCGGUGCAAUAAUAACCGGACUUUCCCGUCGGGAACAAAAGUUCAUAUUCACAACCCCAUCCCACUGGGCCGUGGUUUGGGAUCUUCGGGUGCCGCCGUAGUAGCUGGUGUCAUGCUGGGCAAUGAAGUUGGUCAAUUGGGCUUUUCCAAGCAACGAAUGUUGGACUACUGUUUGAUGAUAGAACGCCAUCCCGACAAUAUAACGGCUGCGAUGAUGGGAGGGUUCGUGGGCUCCUUUUUGAGAGACUUGACUCCAGCAGAGAUGGAAAGGCGAGAAAUUCCACUCAGUGAAGUUUUGGGUGAACCCAGCGGCGGAGAAGAUACCGGUCUCGUGCCUCCAAGCCCCCCCAUGGAUAUCGGCCAUCAUGUUAGCUACAAGUGGAACAAGGCCAUUAAGUGUAUUGCCAUCAUUCCUAACUUUGAAGUCUCCACCGCAGAUUCCAGAGGUGUGCUCCCUCACGCCUACACUGCCAAAGAUUUGGUCUUUAAUCUUCAAAGAUUGGCAGUAUUGACAACAGCCCUCACUCAAGACCCUCCAAACCCUCAAUUGAUCUACCCAGCCAUGCAGGACCGUGUUCAUCAGCCAUACAGAAAGACUUUGAUUCCGGGUUUAACCGAAAUUCUUUCGAGCGUAACGCCAUCCACAUACCCUGGUCUCUUGGGCAUUUGUCUAUCUGGCGCUGGUCCUACCAUCCUCGCUUUGGCAGUAGACAACUUCGAAGACAUCGCUGAGGAGAUCAUCAACAGAUUUUCCAAAAAGAACAUUGGUUGCACCUGGAAAUUACUGGAGUUGGCUUACGAUGGUGCCCAGGUUAGCAACUGA